CGUGAAUGCUCACCUCCUCGAGGCGAGCCAGCUCCUAUCCUAUCCUAGUUAGUAACUGAGAGUUUUUUUAGUGUUCAUAUGCUUUUGGAAGUGCAGGAAAAGUACUUAAGGAGAAACAACAUAAAUCAAGCUAACUAACAAGUACAGAGAAAUUGAAUUAGGACAACUGCUAGACCCAGAGCAAGAUGAAUUUCAUCAGUACAGAUCCUUUCUUGCCUCCGCCACCUGCCGCGGCUGCUGCAGCCGGGGGGGGAAGUGGUGCAAAAACACGGAGGGAGCCAACCCUUCUAUCGGCAGGCGGAGAAGACUGUGCUACAGCUUCGAAAGAGGAGAUAGAAACCACCAACAUGAAGAAGCCGCAGCAACAAAUUCACGCUGUAGAACGGGGUGGUAACCCAUCAACCAAUAGAGUAGAUGAUGACGAUGCGAAGCACGAGAAGGCUCUGUCUCGGUUGCAGGCUGGUGAUACCGUUGGAGCACUAGCGCAGUUGGAAGAGGUACUACGAGAGAAACUGGCAGCAAAAGAUCAAGGCAAGGAUGAAGCUGCGCAACUAGGAGAGAAAUUGGCAGCAAAAGAUCAAGGCAAGGAAGCUGCGCAGAGUGCCUUUAUCCUCGGCAUGCUGUAUCUGCAGCAAGCGAAGAGAGAACAGAUACAAGCAGCCAUGGCGUCUAAUGCGAUAACUGCUGAGGAGAAGACACGGAAUCGGAAAGAAAACCCAGAACCAGAAGAAAAAAAUAUGGACUCCUGUUGUCAUCAGAAUAAAGACUGUAGCAGUGAGACUUUCAACAACGGAGGUAGCGAAACUACCAGCGAAAAAGCAGUUUCACGCUUGAAGCUUGCCUUGUCACUGCGAGAAGAAUACUGUGGAGCCCAGCACCCAGCCACACUCGUUUCGGUCGGGGCCUGUGCCUCAGCUCUAGAGGGAGCAGGAAGAACGGAGGAGGCUCUGGAAUUUCACCGACGAGCAGUAGCAGGAGCAUUGCAAGUUCUUGGCGAUUCGCACGAAAAUACUGCUUAUGCGUACAUGCAAUUCGGUAGUUGUCUCUUGACACCUUCCUCAUCCUCUCCACCAACAAGGAUGGGCACUAGUACCAUACGACAAGAAGAAGAAGAAAUGAGUGUCGGAGUGGUGACUGAGGAACGAAAAAAAGAGGCGGCGACCGCGUUUCUUAGUGGCAUUGAGGUGUGAAUACGGCUUCAUUUAGUUCUUCAUAGGAAUUUUUGAUUUUGAUCACUUUUUUUCCUCAGAGUUGUUUUGUAAAUAACUGUAACAUCAACAAAGAAAAUUAAAUUUUUUUGACAGUGAAUGACUAAAUUUGAGUAGUAGUUGUACUUACUUUCUACAUCUACGAUCAAUCUGGUUUUCAACUUCGACUCCCUCCGCUGCCGUGUCAGGUAUUUGAGCGUGCUGGAAGUAGCGCCGAAGUUGUGCUGCGGGCAGCGUUGAAAGUCUUUGAUUUGGGACAGAAUCUCGCAGGCCCACCAGUACCACCUGAUUUCCGCAAGAAGUUCGGUAACUCGGCUAACGAUAUUCGACUCCAACUCCGCGUAUUACAGGAUGCGCGAGAGCAAGAGCAGGUAACUCAACGACCCAUGUCCGCAAUACCGCAGCAGACUAUGCCCUAGAAGUUCCUGACGUGCUGAAGUUUCUUGCCGCAAUGAAAAGACAUUAGUUGUAGUGUCUUGUCCCACAGUUACUGACUCUUACUAACUGCAAGUUUUUUACAACAGGAAACUUGUAAAAGAUGAGGAUAGAUGAAGGGUACUAGUCAAUACAUGACGAUGACUUUCACUCUUCCGUGGCCACGAAGAUGUAAAGCAUAUGCUAACGAU
Messenger RNA from Amoebophrya sp. A25, 1834 nucleotides. The record is from the annotation of a GenBank genome assembly. NCBI's taxonomy places the organism in Eukaryota, Dinophyceae, Syndiniales, Amoebophryaceae.